Molecule: messenger RNA, 2295 nt
Organism: Priapulus caudatus
Lineage: Eukaryota; Metazoa; Priapulida; Priapulimorpha; Priapulimorphida; Priapulidae
Product: serine/threonine-protein kinase TBK1-like
Exons: 18
Coding region: 207-2246 (679 amino acids)
Biological process (GO): peptidyl-serine phosphorylation
Cellular component (GO): cytoplasm
Molecular function (GO): ATP binding; protein binding; protein serine/threonine kinase activity
Source: RefSeq, a predicted model, not a curated record
GGAUGCAAGGUUUGUUGGAUGGUGUUUGGUAAACAGUUUCGGUCUUGCAUGUGAUGGUACUUAGUUAUGACUUUUGAUGUGAUAUUAUUGGUAACAACAAGUUUCUAAAUAGUAAAUACGUUUAAUAAUUCUGUCGUACACGUAAGUGUGUACAAUUCUGAGAUACAGAAGGGUUUCACAACAGAAGUGAAGUCUGAAGAAAGGAGAUGGCGCAUCAGGUACAAUGUUCAGUGAACUAUAUUUGGUCUACUGGAGACAUUCUAGGACAAGGUUCAACAGGAGUUGUCUAUCGUGGCUACCAGAAGAUGACGGGUGACCCUGUUGCAGUGAAAACAUUUAACUCGGGCAGUCACCUUCGCACGCAGGAGGUACAGAUGAGAGAGUUUGAAAUUAUUAGGAAGGUCAACCACAAGAACGUCGUACGUCUUCUGUCCAUCGAGAAGGAGCGCAUGGUUGGAGACAGGGUCAUAGUCAUGGAGCUCUGCGGGGGAGGCAGUCUGCAUAGCAUGCUUGAGGUUCCUGAAAAUGCCUUUGGAUUGCCAGAGGAAGAAUUUCUGCUGGUUCUUGAGCACAUAGCUGCAGCCAUGAAACACCUGAGGGACCACAACCUUGUACAUCGUGACUUAAAACCUGGGAACAUCAUGCGUAUGAUCGGCAAUGAUGGCAGGUCCAUAUAUAAGUUGGUUGACUUUGGCGCGGCGAGAGAGCUAGAGGAUGAAGAGCACUUUGUCUCUCUCUAUGGAACAGAGGAAUACCUGCACCCUGACAUGUAUGAGCGAGCGUUGCUAAGGAAAUGCAAGGACAAGACAUUCGGUGUUUCCGUUGAUCUGUGGAGUAUUGGAGUGACACUGUACCACGUGGCCACAGGAGCGCUCCCGUUCCGACCAUACGGUGGCCGUGCCAACCAGGAAACCAUGCACACGAUCACCAGCAGCAAGGCAACAGGUGUCAUCUCUGGCGUGCAGCACAAGGAGGGAGGCGAGAUAGAGUGGAGCCAACGACUGCCAGACACCUGCCAACUAUCAGGGGGACUUCAGGCACUCGUCUUGCCCCUGCUGGCUAAGCUGCUCGAGGCACGCCCGACGCUCGAAUGGAAAUUUGACGCAUUCUUCGAGACGGUAAACCUAAUCGUCGGCAAGAUGUCGCUGGACAUCUUUGAGAUGGGCGCCUGUCGAUUUCUGAAGGUCUACAUUGAACCGGACGCGAGGCUAGAAACCCUGAAGGAGCACAUUGACGCACAAACUACAAUCCCCUCAGACCAACAGCUGUUGAUUCACGACAACAGACUCCUGCGUGACCUCGUGACCUCUGACUCAUCCGUCUCGUCCUACCCACAAUGCAGUGAGAGCAACCCAUUAGUCGUCUAUGACCUGCGGAUAGACUUGCCACCGGAACGUCUGUCCGAUCUUCAUAUUCCCAGCAUUUCUACGUUCCAUGAGGAGACUGUGCUGGAUGCUGACUAUGUCUCUGCUAGGCAGAUGAGCGCACUCGCUUGCUUCGCUCGUGUCGCGACUGAACGCUGCCUUCGUCAGCAGAACCUGCUGCGCGAGGGCAGCGUCAUGUUGAUGGUCAUUCUCACGGUCAUGCUGAGAGAGGCAGUUGAAAACCUGAAGUACUUUACCGAAAUGUGCAAGUGUUUGGAGAAGAGGAUUGAUCAAUUCAUGAGCAGUCACAAGAGGACUCUGUGUGUCCUUGAAACAACAUACAAUGUCAGCAAUACCAACGACCGCGAUUCGACCACAAGGAGUCUCACCGACAUUGUCUAUGGCAAGAAACAGAGUGCCAUGACAUUAAUAACGAACAUGGGGCAGCUAAACGAAAAAGUGGAAAGUAUGAAGAGCCAGCUCCUGGAGGGUAAUGCCCUUCAGCAGUCGUGGCAAACUGAAACGAUGCCAGCACCAGUAAAAAACGGCGUACCAGAACUAGAAAUAAUCAUCAAAGAAGCGAGUCCCAUUUUACUUCGAUUCAAAGGAGAAAGAAGACUGAAGGUUCUGUCACCACAUGACGGCUUUGUGCAUCGAUACGAGAAGCUGAGGCUCAUUAGAUUUGCGCACAGCAUACCAGAGCAUAUCAACCACAGCCUGGCAGCAAGAAAGGAGCUCCACAGUAAAUUCUCCACGUGGUCAAGGGAGGCAUUGCAGCACAUGCUUCAAGUAGAUGCCCUGCGCAGAGAGCUCAGCACAUUAGAGGACAUGUUUACUGCCAAUGAUGGCUCGCUAGACCAGGCGCAGAUUGCUGUACGAUGAAUGCUUCGAUGAAGCUAUAAAGUCACUGCAGGGAAGCAGAGAGAGCAGC